AUGGGAGCAUACAAGUACUGUCAUUCCAACCUAGCUACGCACCUAAAAGCUGCAAUUUGAAAGAGAGAGAGAUCAAGAGGAAGAGGAUCGGAGAAGACGGAGAUGGCGGACUGGGGGCCGGUGUUUGUGGCGGUAGUGCUGUUCAUACUGUUAACGCCAGGCUUGCUGAUACAGAUACCCGGAACGACGAGGAGUGUGGAGUUUGGGAAUUUCAGGACCAGUGGAGUCUCCAUUCUCGUUCAUUCUUUUCUCUACUUUGCUCUCAUUUGCCUCUUCUAUUUUGUUAUUGGCUUCCACUUGUAUUUGGGUUAACUAAUUUAUCAUCUCUACGUGUAUAUCUUCACUCCCGAUCUCCUUUCACUUCUGCUUCCUCUUUCUGUUUUUGCUUUUAGUGGCUAGGGUUUUACCAGCUUGGAGCGAGUUUCCUGGUAAUUACUGUAAGCAUGAUCUCUUGUAUUUUAAUUAGUUAUUCUCGUUUA
Molecule: messenger RNA, 479 nt
Organism: Prosopis cineraria
Lineage: Eukaryota; Viridiplantae; Streptophyta; Magnoliopsida; Fabales; Fabaceae
Exons: 2
Coding region: 103-312 (69 amino acids)
Source: RefSeq, a predicted model, not a curated record